ACAAACCUCCAUAGUUUCCCUUUAUAUUGGCCACCUCCAAACACUAUCAUCACCAUUGUCGGCCUCUUUCUUCUCUUCAACCUCCAUCAUUUUCUCUCUCCCUCUCGUGUUUCUUGCCAAAAACUUUCAAUACAACAACACACAACACUAAAUCUUCACUCUCUUCUCCUCUCUUUCUUGAACUCAUCAGUUCAAACGAAUAAAGAUGAGACAAUACCAGGAACUCAGCCUGCAAAGAAGCACUAGUUGCAGAAGCUCAAAAAAAAUCAUUCCUUCAAGCUACAUCAGGUCAACGUCCGUGUCGUCAAUACCUGAAAAUGAAGAAUUUUCAGGUAAGCUUCUCGUUAGAAGAGAUUCACCCAUCGCUUUACAAAAAUUAAACAAACUUCAUUCAAGGUUCACUUCUCUCAUUCGUUCACUUCUCAAUAUAUUUACUUUCCCCACUAUAAUUCUUCCCACGUGCAAGUGGUUAUCGAUACCGACCCAUCUCUCUAUAACUCCUUCUCUAGGCCGGAAAGUCACCGGAACCCUAUUUGGUAACCGUCGUGGCCAUGUUAGUUUUGCCGUUCAAGAUGAUCCCCGGUCUGAACCGGUUUUGUUGCUAGAACUUGCAAUGUCAACGUCGACUUUGGUCAAAGAAAUGGCCUCUGGUUUGGUUCGGAUAGCACUUGAGUGUGAGAAAGCUCCGGUUCAGAGCGGCCGUGGGCGGGCGGCGAAGCUGUUUCAUGAGCCCAUGUGGACUAUGUAUUGUAAUGGGAGGAAGUGUGGGUAUGCGCAGUCCCGGCCGUGCGGGGAGUCAGAUUGGCACUUGCUGAGUACUGUGCAAAGCGUUUCCAUUGGUGCAGGGGUUAUUCCAGUGGUGGAGGAUGCACGGAAAACCGGAGUUUCCGAGGGUGAGUUAUUAUACAUGAGGGCGAAGUUUGAGCGAGUUGUUGGUAGCCGCGAUUCAGAAGCAUUCUACAUGUUGAAUCCAGAUAACAAUGGAGGACCUGAACUCAGUAUUUUUCUGCUUAGAAUUUGAAGAAUUAUCUAUGAGGGUUAAUUACUGUUUUAGAUGUUUAAUUAGUUUUAAAUUAUUAGAUUAUUUGAAGAUGGGAGUUGGGAUGUAAGAGAUUUUGAUUGUUGUACUUGUUCGUAUAAAUAUGAAAUAGUUUGAAAUAAAAUGAAUGAAUGUAUGAGGAGGUGAUUAAUUUUGUAUGUAAAAA
Mangifera indica (mango) is the source of this 1205-nucleotide messenger RNA. Its product is annotated as protein MIZU-KUSSEI 1. The record is from RefSeq and is a predicted model, not a curated record. The transcript has a single exon. Lineage: Eukaryota; Viridiplantae; Streptophyta; Magnoliopsida; Sapindales; Anacardiaceae. Bases 206 to 1021 code for a protein of 271 amino acids. Gene Ontology annotation, biological process: hydrotropism.